AUGACUGGCGGCGGCAUCUCGGACGAUGCGCUACACCUCGCGGCUCUGGGGCAUACCCAGGAAUUGAAGCGAACUUUCUCCCCGCUGGCUAUGCUCGGCUUAGCAUUCGCCAUUCUGAACUCAUGGACUGCACUGGCGACAUCCUUGUCCCUAGCAUUGCCUAGUGGAGGACCUACCUCUGUUCUCUGGGGAUUGAUCACAGCGGGCAUUUGCAACUUGUGUCUGGCGGCAAGUUUGGCAGAGUUCCUGAGUGCAUACCCAUCUGCUGGUGGACAGUACCACUGGGCUGCUAUGCUGUGUCCUAGGAGUCGCAUGAUCUCUUGGAUUACUGGAUGGAUCAAUGUCGGCGGAUGGAUGGCCCUAACUGCUACUGGAGGUCUUCUCGGGUCGCAACUUAUCCUGGGCAUCAUCUCGUUGAUGAGCCCAUCCUACGAGUCUAAGAGUUGGCAUCAGUUCCUGAUUUACAUUGGAUACAACGUAUUUGCAUUCUGUCUGAACGCAUUUGCAAACCGUAUUAUCCCGCUCAUCGACAAAGGCGCUAUCAUCUGGAGUAUAGCUGGUUUCUGUAUCGUGUCCAUCACGGUUCUGGCAUGUGCCUCUCCAAACUACAGUUCAGCCGAGUUUGUCUUUGGCGAGUUCAUCAACGAGACUGGCUGGCCUGAUGGUGUCGCAUGGUUAUUGGGCCUGCUUCAAGGUGGCUUUGGCCUAACAGGCUAUGACGCCGUUGCACACAUGAUCGAAGAGAUCCCCAAUCCGAGAAAGACAGGGCCCUUUGUCAUGAUCACUUGCGUGGCCAUCGGAACUUUUACCGGCUUCGUCUUCCUGAUGUGCCUUCUGUUCGUUGCUGGAAACAUUGACGACGUGAUCAGUUCGCCUGCUGGUCCUCUUCUCGCCAUCCUGUAUAAUGCUACAAGCAACCGUGCUGGAGCUAUUUGCCUGCUCAUGUUCCCUCUGGUCUGCACAGUCUUUGCCACCAUCGCCAUCAUGACAACCAGCAGCCGCAUGGCCUGGGCAUUCGCCAGAGACAGAGGCCUUCCAUUCUCCAAAUUCUUCAGCAAAGUCCAUCCUAGCCUUGACGUCCCUGUCAAUGCACUCGCUCUCACUUUAGGUCUGGUCAUCGUGUUCGGCUGCGUCUUCCUCGGCAGCACAUCCGCCUUCAACGCCAUCACCAGUGCCUCUGUCGUUGCUCUCAGCAUCACCUACGCCAUCCCCAUCGCCCUCAACGUCCUCCAAGGCCGCAAAGGUCUUCCCGCUGACCGCGCAUUCAUCCUACCCUCAUGGUUUGCAUGGUUUGCCAAUCUCCUCGGACUCGUCUAUGUCAUCAUCACUUCUGUGCUUUUCCUCUUCCCUCCCGACUUGCCUGUCAAUUCCAACAAUAUGAAUUAUUGCGUCGUGGCAUUUGGGAUCUGGUUGUUAAUUUCUCUGUUGACGUAUAUCUUUGACGGGAGAAAGAACUACACGGGCCCCAAGGUUGAUAUUGUUGACGAGCAGGUGCUUACGGCUAGUCCUUCGCCUGAAAUGACGAGGACGACGAAUAAUGAAGUCGAUUACUCGGAAAAGGGAAGGGAGUCGGGAUUUUAG
Molecule: messenger RNA, 1581 nt
Organism: Aureobasidium namibiae CBS 147.97
Lineage: Eukaryota; Fungi; Ascomycota; Dothideomycetes; Dothideales; Saccotheciaceae
Product: amino acid transporter
Exons: 2
Coding region: 1-1581 (526 amino acids)
Biological process (GO): transmembrane transport; amino acid transport
Cellular component (GO): membrane
Molecular function (GO): transmembrane transporter activity
Source: RefSeq, a predicted model, not a curated record